Gossypium arboreum is the source of this 789-nucleotide messenger RNA. RefSeq lists its product as uncharacterized. Bases 1 to 789 code for a protein of 262 amino acids. The record is from RefSeq and is a predicted model, not a curated record. NCBI's taxonomy places the organism in Eukaryota, Viridiplantae, Streptophyta, Magnoliopsida, Malvales, Malvaceae. The transcript is spliced from 2 exons.
AUGUUAGAAAAAGUUUUAUCCAAUGCCAUGUUGAAGGCUAAACCUAAUCUUGAAUCGAGGAUUAGGACAUUGAAAAGAGAUUGGUCAAUCGUUUAUGACAUGGUUAGAGGAAAAAACAAUAGUGGCUUUGGUUGGAAUGAGCAUAGGCAGCUUGUUGUUGCUGAAGAUGCGAGUCAUAAAGAAGCAGCUCAAUUCAGACAUCGAAGUUUCCCUUAUUAUGACCAACUUACUGCCAUCUACACAAAAGAUCGAGCCACUGGAAAAGAUGCUCAAACAGCUGCUGAUAUUAUUGAAGAAAUAAAUGCUGAGGAUGUAACGGUUACAAAUACUCAUGAAGAAAGAAAUAAUUUUCAUGGAUCCGAAGCUAAUGUUUCUUUGGAUGAAAUGGAUCUUUCAGCUACACAACCACAACUAGAACUGCAACCAGCUAGAAACCAAGGUGAUUUUGCAUUUUCAAAGAAGAAAAAAAAGAUUUCUGAUGCAAGUGAUUUUUCUACUUCAUUUAAUGAUGUUGCCGCUUUAUUGGCGGAAAAUAUACGGACCGUUGGCCUUGAAAUUAGUAAGAGUAUUGCUUCUGAAGUGGUAAUUCAACAAAAUUCAGAAAUGACCAUUCAAGAAAGUGCUCUGAAAUUAUAUCCAACAUUAUGUGAAGUGGAAGGUUUAACUGAGGAUGAACGCUAUCGAGCAUUGAGCAAAAUUCAAGAUCAUCCAACGCAAAUGCUCAUUUUCUUUAGUUUACCUUCUGUUGUGCAAUUGGAAUGGGUCAAAAAAUUUCUUGCUGACCAUUAA